UAAUAUUUCUGCAUCUCAAUAUCCAAUCUCAGUCUUCAAUAAACAGAUCAAUACUAUAUUACACAUUCAUAUACUACUGUCAACAUGCAGGUCACCAAAUCUCUCCUGGCAGUCUUCCUGCUCCUCGGCUCCAACACCUUAGCCGCACCUACCGCCGAGGCGGUUGUACCUCUUGAUGAGCGCACUGCCCUCGAGCAGCCCGAAGCCAACAUCGAGGCUAGAGAAGGCCCCGGCUACCACGGGGAAGACGACGACGGGAAAGACCUCAAAUACAAGGCGUCGUGGCGCGGCGGGCACCACUGGGGCCCAGACCACAGCCACCACCCGCACCACCACGAGCACGGGGACGUCGACGGCAAGGCCAAGGACCAUACCCGCCGCCCUCAGCCGUGGCCGCGAGGAGAGGAGCACCAUAGGGAAAAGCACUAUGGAGAAGAGGGAGGUUACGGUUACGGUGGAUACGGUGGCGGCUAUGGCGGCGGCUAUGGCGGACGCGGUGGUGGUUGGGGAGAGAAGAGGAACGAGGGCAAGAAUGAGGGCGAGAAAGAGGGAGAGGGAGAGUACAAUCACGGUUACGAGGGUGGCUAUGGUGGUGGCUAUGGUGGUGGUGGUGGUGGUAAGAAGGAGUAAGUUAGGUUGAUGAGUGUACGAGUGUACGGGUGUAUGACUAUGGGUAUUUGGAAAAUUGGAAAAACCCAAUGGGAUCAAGGACGAUUAGGCGGGAUGAUUGAUGACGGAUAUGCCAUGGUCAUGGUUCCUUUUUUUACUAUAUGUACAAUAACGUUUCGUUUCUCUAAUGGGUUUUCUAGCUCAAAAGAUCCGAAGUUGAUUGAUUAUUCUGUUAUAA
Molecule: messenger RNA, 847 nt
Organism: Daldinia decipiens
Lineage: Eukaryota; Fungi; Ascomycota; Sordariomycetes; Xylariales; Hypoxylaceae
Exons: 2
Coding region: 85-630 (181 amino acids)
Source: RefSeq, a predicted model, not a curated record